Molecule: messenger RNA, 7903 nt
Organism: Nymphalis io (European peacock)
Lineage: Eukaryota; Metazoa; Arthropoda; Insecta; Lepidoptera; Nymphalidae
Gene: Gp210
Product: nuclear pore membrane glycoprotein 210
Exons: 28
Coding region: 52-5154 (1700 amino acids)
Cellular component (GO): nuclear pore
Source: RefSeq, a predicted model, not a curated record
UUUUAGGUUAUAGUUUGCUUUUAAAUAAAUGUUUUCUCUCAUGUCAUUAAUAUGGGUCAUUUAUAUAAGAUUGUAGGUGUUUUAAUAACAUUUUAUUAUUUGACAACCAUUUGUGAUAGUGCGAAGAUAAACACUCCCAGGGUAUUACUUCCGUGGUUCGAAAAUUUGAAUGUUAACUUCACAUUUGAAAUUAUUGAGGGUGGUUGUUAUAGUUGGAGUUUGUCUCGAGAUGACAUCAUCGAUCUAGAGCCCUUGUAUGAUGAUACUUGGGGCCACUGUUCUCGCUCUGCAAGAGUAUCUGUGUCUAAAAUAAGUGUACCACCAGGAUUGGUGAUAAUUUUAGCUGAAGAUGUGAAUACCGGCGAAAUUCUACGUGGAGAUGUGGAUAUUGAUAAGAUAGCCUCUUUAAAAAUAUUGAGUACUACAAGAGAUCUUUAUUUAGAACAAGCACCCGAAGCUUUUGAAGUUGUAGCCUAUGAUGAGACAGGUAAUAAAUUUACAACUUUAGAGGGAGUGAGCUUCACUUGGACCAUUAGCAAUGUUGGGAGUAUUUAUGGUCAAAUUCCUUUGGUGAACCUUGUUCGAUGGAGUGAUACAGAUUAUGAAGCACCCAAAGGUGUUGAUGAGCUGGAAUAUCAGGGAUUGCAUUCUUAUUCAGUGUUGCUGUAUGGACAAGCUAUGGGCGAGGCCUUAGUGACAGUUUGCCUUGGACAAAUUUGUACCGAUUUGAAUUUACGAGUUGUUGCAAGUGUUGUUUUGACUCCUGCAACAGCUUUCAUUGUCCCCGGCGAUACUUUACGCUAUAGAGUCGUACGAGCUCAGGCUGGUCGUUUAACAAUGCAAGAUGUUGCGGACACACUAUACAACAUGAACGUUCCAGACAAUUCAGUUGCUGUUCUUGAAGAUACUAUAAGCCUUGUCCGAGGCGUGGAAGUUGGAACAUCCCUAGUUUAUCUCAUGUCAGGGGUCACUAAUGUUGCAACAGCCACAUUGUCAGUCGUUGAACCUUUUUCAAUCAGGGUGACAAUAAGACCGUCCAACUUGUUAAUACAUGGAGAUGUUUUUAUAAUACAUUGUAUUGUGUUUGAUGAAGAAGGUCAUGCUAUAACUGCAGGUCAAGAAAUGUUAAUUAGAUUAACAGUAGAAGGCAAUGCUAAUGUAGAUUUACUGAGGUCAACUGAGAAUGGAACGAUCACUGAUGCUAUAGCUCAGAAUGCAGGCGAUUUCACUGUUACAGCUAGACUGUAUUCUAUAGCUGGUAGAACUUUAUUGAAAACGGUCGAAGGGCAAGCUUCAGCUGUGGUCGUUGAUCCGUUAGAAAUCCUACCACCAGAACUUUUGAUAGCAUGGACAGACACAAUUCAAGAUGUUCAACUACACCAUCGUGGGGGCGGUAACGAAGACGUCACGUGGUCUGAAAGUGAAACUUCAAACUCGGCUCUCUCGCUCGCACCAACGGGCAUGCUCACUGUUCGGGGAGUCGGACAACUGGAUGUUCGCGUACAUCUCACAAAAUAUCCGCACAUAAGAGCUACUGGCAGCGUGCGCGCGGCGGCGGCGGAGGCGGUGCGCGUGUCGAGCUCGGGCGCGGCGCGGGUGGGGCGCGCGCACGCGCUGCACGUGGCGCUCACGCACACGCACCCGCUCACCGGCGAGCUGCACAACUUCCAUCGAUGUAACUGUGGCUCCUUCGCUGUGUCCCUACUGGAAGGUCCUGAGCCCCUAAACGUGACAGCUGCGACUUGGAUAGAACCUAUGGAUGGCGCGUGCUGCGUGCUGCAGUGCGUGUGGGCGUCGCGCGGCGUGUCGACGGUGCGCGUGUCGCGCGGGCGCGCGGGUGACACGGCGCGCGUGUUGGUGCGCGCGGCGCCGGCGCUUGUGUGGCCGCCGCACGUAGCCGCGCUCGUGGGCGCCACGCUGCCGGUGGUGGCGGAGGGCGAGACGCUAUCGCCUCAGUCCAGUGACCCGCGCGUGACCUCACUGAGCGCGCGUGACGAGACUAGUCCGCUACGCUACCCUGACGCACAGCUCUUCACCGUUACAUGUCGAAGGAAAGGCGAUGCCCGUCUCGAAUUAGUGUCAUUUACUGAGGACGAGAAAGAGUCCGUUGAGCUGGAGGCGGCGUGCGCCCCACACGUGUCGAGGAUCCGCCUGGAGCCGCCCGACACGCCUGGGAACUGUUCGGGGGGACCGAGGAUAUGGUUGCGACCAGGGCAAGAGGUGACAGUUAAAGUUACACUCUUCGACGCCAUUGGAAGGGAACUAUUAGAUGAACAAGGACCGAGUGUAUCAUGGGAGGUCCAACCGAACCAUGUUGGAAUAGAAUACAGAUCUAACGAUAGAUUGUUUGUUGAGACAAAUCCAGAGUUUGCUCCUGUACCAGUUCCUCAUAAAUAUUAUCAGCUUGUAGUGGCGAAUGAACAAGCAAUAGGAUGGAGUGGAGUGCUCAAAGCUGCUAUUCCUGACGCUGCGGCCACUAUUCAAGCUAAAGUCGUAGCCCCGUUGAAGUGUGAACCAUUAAAAGUGAAUACGGCAUGGGAAAGUGAAUCUGUCCCGAACAUAGCAACAAUAUCAGGAGGUAGUGGGAAGUAUGCAGUAGAGGUGCCUAAAGGAGUCACAGCCAGUGUAGAAGGCGGUAGACUCUCCGCAACCGUUCCAGCACCGGGGUCUUAUGACCUACAUGUGAUCGACUUGUGUGUAGGUGGAGAGAGGCAGCUUAUUGAGGUCAAUGUUGAAGAAGUUCUCAGUGUCGAAGUGUCAACAGCUCGUGCGGUUUGCGUCGACGGCUGCGUUCCUAUAAGUGCCUUGGUUAAAGGAAUAUCGCAUAGAUACUUGAGCACAAGCAGGGAACCGGAUUGGAAGUAUACCGGCCAAAUUGUCGUGAAGGAUGGAAACCUAUGUGGGUUGAAGGAAGGGUCUGGCCGAGUUCGUGCUUCCUUCGGUGGUGUUCGGAGUCCUGAAGUUGAGGUGGUGGUGUUCCCGGCGCUGCGCGUGGAGCCGCCGUCGGCGCGCGUGCCGGCGGGCGGGCGCGUGCAGCUGCGGCGCGCGGGCGGGCCCCCCGCGCACCUCGCCACGCUGCACUACCGCGCCACGAGCGGACAGCAGCACUUGCAGGUGUCGUCAUCGGGCUUAGCGCAAGGUUUGUCUACUGGAACUGCACGCGUAAAAUUGGUCGCACUGGACAUAGCUAACGUAGAACUAGCAAGUGCUGAGGCAGAAAUCGAGGUGGUACCCAUCGCGAACCUGCGCGUGCGAGCUGCCACGCAGACGUUGCUGGUAGGCCGGCCAGGCCCCGUGUGGGUGGCGGCGGGCGGUCUGUCGGCCAGCGCGCUGGGCUCGCUGCAGCCUGCGCCGCGCGUCACGUGGAGCCUGCGCGACCCCACCUCCGCGCGCCUCUACACCACGCACGUGGACGAUCUGCUAGAGAGGUCGGUGGCAGAAGGGCUGUCGGUGCGCGUUGUUCCUUUAAAGCCUGGCGUCAUUACGCUUGACGUACGAGUACGGAAUAUGGGACAGAUAGCGGAAACGAGAUCCUGGGAUAGUACAAUUGAAAUCCUUGGCGUAUCGGACAUACGGAUGUCAAUCGACGGUCUCUCGGACUUAAUGGCCGGUGAUCGCUUGGCUCUGGCAGUUGGCGCAAUGGUGCGCUUGAAGUCUUUACCAAGAGGCACUUGGUCCGCAUAUGAGGAUGGUGCAUUCGAAGUGAAUAACAUUGGUGAAGUGAGAGGAUUAAGACCUGGGCACGGGGUCAUUGUUGUAAAACAUAAGGACGAGAGAAAUAACAUUGACAGAGAAGCGGUGGUUCACGUGGAGGUGUCGAGGCCGCAGUACUGCACGGCGGAGCCGGCGGGCGAGGCGGACGAGGUGGGAGUGCGGCUUGUAAUGCGCAGCGCGCUCGGCCGCGAGCUACUGGCGCCGCAAGCCAACGUGUCGCGAGCCGCGCCGCGCGCCGACGGUGCCCCGGGUAAUGAACUGGUUAUGGCCGGCUUAGAUGCAGCCGGAGCGUUUAUGACCUUCCAAAGUUCUAUAGGCGGCACUACUGUCACUGACGAAGUUUGGGUUGUUGGUUCCGAUAUAAGCGCUAACAAGGUUACAGCCGCCGGCAGCUGGGCGAUAUGCCUCGAGGGAGUCGGCUGGCGAGCUCCUCCGCACGUGAGCCUGUACCCGGGCGCCGGCCUCACGCUGGCCGUGCUCGACGCGGACGCGCCCGCCCGGCACACCUUGCGCCUCGACCGCCCGCCCACCUCCGUCACCGUACACCAGAUACCCAUUCACAGGAUGGAGUUUCUACCAGGCGAAUGGCCUUCUUCAUUUGUACCCUUAAUCAUUGAAGGGUCCGGUCUCACAUCAAGUCCGCUUUUAUGUACAGAAGAACAAAAGUAUGCACUGGAAGGCAUUCAAGUUGAAUUACCCUAUUCUUGUCGUACAAAAACGCCCCAUACUGCUCAAGCAACACUGGAUAUUCCCAGUGGUCAAUUGGGUUGUUCAAUAGUGACAGCAAGUCAGGUCACAGUAGCAUCUGAGGUUGAACUGUGCGCUGAAUGGGGCGUAUCACGAACUUGUACUAAAGUGCAACUUCUACCUAAAAUAAAAGUAUCAGAAACGAAAGUAUCACUUCUAAACCCCCCUACUACCUUCACUAUAAACGGACAUCCACAUGCAUUGAAGUUUGUUAAAUUAAGUACAUCUCCGGGGUUGAAACUCGAAAUGAAUACGAAUGAUGGCGAAAUAAAUGUUUCGGUGAAAAGUGAAACAGUUACAUGUGGAAUCGGUUGGGUUAAUGUGAUAUCUAAGUUGACGUCACAAGAGAUGAAAGUUGAGGUUGAAAGAGAAUGUGAUAUUGCUUGUGGUACAUUACUCGGGGCAUUAUUAACACUUCUAAUGCCAUAUUUACCAACAUUAGUCACGGUAUUGGCUAUUGCAGCUGGCUAUUUAUAUGUUCAAUCGAGGCUCAAUAAAAAAGGCAAGAUCCAAAUGCCGACCGAGCCGGCUCAGCCCGUGGGGCCGGAGACGCCGCAGCUACGCAGCCGCACGUGGUCGCGCAGCCCGUACGCCACCGGCGGGCCCGCCGCGCCCGUCUACGGCGACACCAGCGUGUUGCCGGACGCCAGCUUCUCGCCCAACUCUACGAGGAUUCACUCGAGAUUCCUUUAGUGAUGAAUGUGUAGUGUAAACUAUUUAUUGUGACGUCAGCUAAGAUUCCAAAGUAUCGACAAUCGUGUUAAAGCUAUACGGGAAUUUAACCUAUGAAACUGCAAAUUACUAAAGAGACCAAUGUUUAAUCGAAAUUUUUUGAUAAUUUUAUUUUUUUAACUCAUGUCUCUAGUGUGUGCACAGGUAAAAUUUGAAGAAAAUAAAGUGUGACGUAAAUUAUAAUUUGUGUUCAAAAUAAUAAUGUAAAUAAUCAAUUUAGUAAGUUGGCUAUGAAUUGGAAAUUAUCAAAUAAUAUUAUAAAAAGUAAACUUUAUACUGCUAAUCUGUUAAAACUUUGCCAUUGGUCAAAAAUGUGUCUCGAUAUUUCAUGACUAUAUAAAAAAAAUAAACAACAUAUAAAUAUAAUAUAUGUCCGUCCUAAAACUAUAUUGCAUUUGUUUAUGUAUGAAUAAUAUUAUUAUGCCUACAACAAAACCUCAAUUUAAUUGUAUUAAUAUUGCUAAGGUAUAUGUAAAUAAGGUUAGACAAUUAUUAUUGGUGUUAACUAACCAGUUAUUUUACAUCCAAGCGUAACACAAUUUCUUGAAUUGAAUUUGACUUUUUGAAUUGACCCUGGUCAGUGUGCUCAGUAGAUUCCAAAGUAGUAAGAGUAAUGACAACGAAAACUGAUAGAUCAUUUAAAUGCAGUGUUAAUGUUAUCAACUCUAAUGGGCUUUUUAUGGUAUUCAUUUGUAUAACAUUUCCUAUGACUUUAUGUGGCUUGACGUGACAGUUCUAGUUGGAAUUGUUAAAUACGAUUGAAUCUUUGGAAACUCACUCAGGCCCGCUUCCUACCUAUGUAUGUAUGUGGCAAAAUUGAUGGUUAUGGUUUUUAAUAGUCUUAGAGGGAGAUGAAUAGAUUGAAAAUUAAACCAGUGGUAUAGGGAUAAAAUACAGUCUUAGUGUUUUUUUUUUCAUCAAAAAAAGUAAGUUCUGAAACUAUUAUUUAUAUCUGAUUUAGUCAUUAACUAGUUUUUUUUUAUUAUUUAGUUAUGAUGUUUAUUGUGAUAAUGAUUUGUGUUGAUGUUUAUUAAUAAUGUAAUAAUGAUAGGAUCAUAUUCUAAUAAUUCGCCAACUAUAACUAUAAUGAUAUCCAUGGGGACUAGCGUAGAAAAACAAAUGAAUUACAAUUAUAAUAUAGUACAGGCAGGCUACUUGGAACGAUAAAAAAAUAUAUAACUGGAUAUACCUACAAUAUAUAGUUUAUUGGUUGUGAAUAGUAUAGUAUGCGAUCCCUACAUACCAAUAAAUACUUUGGAAGUACAAAUGUAUAUUAUAUUUAUAAUUUUUGACUAAAAAAAAAAAUAGUUUGAACAGCAUUCCCAUGGGUUCAGGCAAAAAGUAUGUAUGAGCUUACUGACUUAAAUUUUUAUCUGUCACGAUUUCUAACUAUUAAAAAUACUAGUAUUAUCGCUUGUGGUAAAAAUCCGCAUUAUUAGUGUGUUUUCGAAUGAUAUUUUUAACAUGUAUUUCUUAGCAUAGUAUAAAAAAGAACUGUGGCUAUUUUAGUUGUUUUCAUAUUAAUCAAUACAUAAAAAACAUAAGAAAAACACUUUUUUUAAUUUAUUAUAUUCGUAAUUUGUGACAUUGAACACAUCCGUUAUCUUGUGCAUCCUUGUAGCACAGACGAUGUGAUUAUUCAUGUUUAUCUGACCAUGUUAUCAGCGUCGUAGCUAGAAUCAUUAGUGAAUUGGUAAGUAAUUUAAAUUUUGCGCCACUAUUUUUAAUACAAGUGUAAAAAACCUAUUAUUUAGGGUUCGGCACAAAUUUCGUGUAUUAAGUUGGAGGUGAUGUUUGUUAUAAAGUGCGCCACGCCCCUCGAAGGUUGGACGCCUUGGCAGCCUUAGCUACGACGCUAGGCUUUAAACGGGUUCCACGUGAUUAAAUUUUUCGUACAUUUACAAUUAGAUUAUGUUGUAUGGGCUCGAAUUUAAAUUCAAGGUCAGACGUUAAUUUUUUCAAACUAUAUUUGUUUCCUUGCAAAUGGCGCCGGCCUUCCAAAAUAGAGUUGUACUGGGGUUACUCAUUUUGAUAAAAAUGGCUGAGGAAGCAGAUAACGUAAUAGUUAAAAAUUAUAUUUACUCCGUUUAUCCGAUAUUUCAAUCCGCUUAUGCAAGAACAGACUUUAUUGUUUCAAUUCUGUAGUUAAUUGUACCGUGGUGGAUGAGGUAUAAGCUAAGCCGCUGUACAUUAUAAAGGUCCGCUUAGUUUCUCAUAACGACAAACUAUUGCUAUUCAUUAAUUGGACCAAAAUACAUCAUGAUGUAGACAGGGGUGUAAUAUUUCAUAAGAUUAUAUAAGUACAUUGAAUUUACAUAAGAAUUGAUAAAUACCCUAGUGUAAGUUUUGUGUUAUUUUAUGUGUUUGGUCAAAAUAUAUUGUUAGUGAUUUUACACAAAUUGAGCGUUAAUCAGCGGCGGAUUUACCAAUCGGUUGAGUAAGCUUAAGCCUAUGGCUGCCUACUUCUUUUUCAAUAAAAUUUUUUUAAUAAUUUUCAUAUUGAAAGGCUGAAAGCUAUGUAUAUUAUAUAAAGUCGACGGUGAUUAUAUUUUGUAUACAUACAAUUUAAUGUUGUGUAAAUCUCACUGCGUCACGAUUGAUAUCCAAUAUUACCUUUAAAAUGUGUCAAAGAUCUCAUGAGCAGUAUAUAGAGUAUUAUAAAGAAAAUGCAUAUUUGAACACUAACAAAAUUUUACAAAUGAUACUUGAU